AGUGCAACGGGUCCGUGUGGUGCCUGCGUAUACAGCGCGACCGCGUACACACAGAGCCCGCUGGUCAAUGUUUUUGUUCUCUCGCACGCACGCACUAUCGCAAACUCGUAAAACGCAAACGAGACGUCGCCCGGACGGGUGUACAAGCUUCACCGAAAUCGGAAAGGUUUUUGCGCGUACGCGAACCGUGUGCUUGUGUGUGGGUGCGUGUGUAUGUGCCACCAGCACGGCACAAUCGAACCGUGAUCGGGUGCUACUGCCGUGAGCCGUGAUUUGUGUAGUGCUUGUUUUGUUGCGACCGACCGUGCCCCCCCCCUGAGAAAUGGUGUCGAAAAACCAGCAUCGCGAAGAAAAGCCCGAGAUCUCGAGUGAGUGAGUGAGUAAAAUUGUGCGUCCGGAUUAUCCUGUUCGGGGGUGGGUUUGUCCAUUGGCGUCCCGUUCACCGAAAACGCUCCAGGUCUUCCCUCAAAGAACAAAAAAAAGGGGGAAGAUGAACGGAACAGUAGGCAGGCUGUGAAGGAGGAAAAGGUUUAAUUAACAGAAAAAAAAAAUCGCCCCAAAAGAAACGCAGUGGAUGAGUCCUCAAAUAUAAACUAACUUGCGAUUGGCGUUGCAGGUUUCCUGACUUAGUUGGCACCCUUACCCGGGAUAGUCAAUCUUACGUACGGAAUCUUUACCAGUUCUGCCGUGUAGAGACCGCCACACGGUCUGUCGAAAGCUUCUUACAAUGAAUCACGUGCAGCCUGUGUUACGAUAGCGCAUCAGUUCACUAAAGAGAAAUGCCAUGCAAAAGAUUAUUAAAACUGUGAAACAAACAAAAGACAACAGUGCACUGUACGCUCUGUAAUGAUAUAACAGGUAAUGGGGGAAGACCCUGUACCGGGAAGCAAGUUGAAAAGUGUUUGGCGCGUACACGGUUAACGAUCGAAUCGUAGCACCACAUACUGUUGCCAUGUCGAAGUGGAACAAAACCCAGGGUGUUGUCGUACCCCUGGAAUCACUGUUAAAAGAACGUCGGAAAGAGAACUGUCCUGCCCCACGCCGUUCGGCAGGUCUGGUGGGCCGAUGGGGCAUUACAAGCUUUACCUCAAUACGCAGUCGAAGUUAUGUUGCGGAAUACAAUAACGUUGAGUUAAAAGAUGCCACCGGGCUGGAUCUCGGGACCGGCGACUCGCCGGACAGCGUCGUCAAUCUGCUCGGUUCUAACAAUACCGAGACAGUGCGACCGCGUAAAUUCUUCAAAAGCCGCAACAUCAUACCUCCGCCACCACCUCCACCACCGGUUCCGAACGAACAUCUCGAUCACUCACCGUACGGGGCCAAUGCCGGUGGCCACGGUUAUGGUGCCGGCACGUCCGAUCCAUGGAAUCAGGCAAACGUCACCACGACACCACCACAGCAGCAACAGUUCUACCAGCCACUGUCGGCUGCUGCCGCAACCCCACAGUUCUCUCCAACCGGCCCACAAUCAGCGAACGUGGGUCUGCUUCCCGGUGGUCCUGUCGGUGAUGGUAUGGGUUACGUGUUACAGCAGCAACAGCAACAACUGCUAAACACGAUCCCGGUGACGAAAGAGAAGAAAUCUGGCCGGAAAAAGAAAUCGGUAGCCACUGCUGCCACGGUUGCCUCCGUCGAACCAUCGCUCGAUCCCGCUGCUACGCCUGCCCGGAAACCUGCCGCUGGUAAAGCGCCGAAAAAAGAGAAAAAAGAAAAGCGCACCAAGAAAAACAAAAAGGACCCGACCGCAGGGGAACUGGAACAGGAGCAACCGAAACGUAACUCGUCCCGCAUACGCAACCGGGUGGUCAACUAUAAUGAGGACGAGGAUAGUAAUGACUACGAACGGUCGGUAGUGGGCCGGACAACCGUCACCAACAACCACCAUCAAAGUGCGCCUUUAAGUACGCCGGAAUACGGCAUCCUGGCACCGCCGGCCGAUCCUUCGUUUGCCGGUGUGCUCGACCAGCAGCAGCAAGUACAACAGUUCCAUCAGGACUCGCCAGUACCGAACGCUGCUGCACCGUACCAUCCGAUGGUGCAACGACCGGUUUCUUCUUCUUCGUCCCCGGCAGGUGGUUACCAUUCCGGUGGUGAGGGAAGAUAUGGCGCUAAACCUAGUACAACCGUCACCACGCCGCUGCCAUCGCCAAGCGAACAUCGGCCCAUUUUGCUACGUAUAUCCAAGGGUACGUCGAUGCUGAUUAGCACCGAUAGUGAAGAGGUUUCGACAAACAAUAGCACACCACCGACGACCACAACCAAUCACCAGCAUUAUAACCAGCAACAGCAGGAGCAACAGCCCGAACAGCAACCGGAAGAUGAUGACGAAGAUUACGACGGUAACUUGCCGCCACGGACGCUGCUAGCAGAGCAAGGACCAACUACCACCAACCUAGACAACGCGGUAGACUAUCUUAAGCAGUAUCCCCAUCAGUAUAACGCUCCUGGUGAAACAUUUUCGCAUGCUACACCACCACCACCACCACCACCACCCCCACCAGCAUCCAGUGGCGAAGGUGGUGACACGACACCGACCGAGGUGCAGCCAGUGCCGGUGCCGAAAUCGGAGUUAAAGAUAAAGAUAUCGCUCGGUGGCAAACCACUGAUCAGCAGUACCACGAGCAGCAGCAGCAGUGGCGGUGGGGCCGGUUCCACGACACCCAACAGCAGCGGCGGCGGCAAGGGAACGAAGAGUAGUAGCAAGUACAACUUCAAGAAGCGUGCCAUCGAACGUGAGAAAGCCCGAUCGUCGCAUCUGUCGUCGAAGCGCAGCAAGGCGGACAAUUCGGACGGUGAGCAGCAGCAUCAGCAGAAUUCCGCUGUUAUUACGACUACCACCGCCGCCACCACGGUCCAGCCGGUGUCGUCCUCUACCGUGUCGAGGGAGAAGCCGGUCAGCGUGCCUACCUUAACACGUCCGAGCUUCCCAUUGCCCGGUACCGAUACGUACGAAGUGUUCCGUACGCUAUCCUCCCUGUCCGGUGGUGAUGAUUUCGAUUCGCAAAGCUCCAUACUAGGCAGCGCAUCGUCGGACAAUAACACACCGAAGCAUACGCUGGCCCCGGGCGAAGACUGCCAAAUCAUUCACAGCCGGGGAUCGAGCGACUGUGGCAGUGAUUUGGAGCUGUCGCAAAACAGCUCCACGGCGGCGGCACCACCGUCCGACGUUUACUCCGAGAGCGAGAACACGCAGGAUAACAAUCAACAGCAGCAACAGGCGGCAGCCGCCCACCAUCAACCUUCCCGUGCGACUGUGGUAGCCUCGACGCUUUCGCUCGCUUCCUGUACCGCAGCACCGUCCGCUGCGUUCGUGUCGGAGGCAGUGCCACCGGCUGAUCUGUUUCAGCCCCAGCAACAACCGCAGCCCAGCAGCGUCGAGCGGGUAGAAGUGCUGAAGUUGAAUCUGAAAAAUGUCACACACGGUGCGCGCGUGACACGGAACAAAAUGAAGCACAGCAGCAACCUGGUCGACGAACAGCCGCCGACGCAAUCGCACGAGCAGGAUUCACAAUCGUCACCCGCCAAGCAGCUACUGCUGCGCGUUGGCCGAACCGGGCGUAAUCGUUCGGCUGCUGCGGCCGCCAGCAACAAUAACAACAAUGUGGUCCGGGGAAGCGCGGUGAGUGAGAAGCGUACCCGGAAACAGCCGGAACCAUUGGCGAUACGCGACGAUACGGGGGAAGAGCAAAUCAUGACGGAAACACCACCGGCCAAUCCAUCCCCUACGCAGCUAGAGACGGUGUUGAAUCUACAAACCGUUGUGCCGACCACGACGGAAGCCCCAUCGGCUGUUGUCAGCAGUGCGAUCGCUUCGGAAGCGGCUGCUGCUGGACAUAAACUGAACGCUGCACGGCAGUAUAGCCGGCGCAAGAAGAACGUGAUCCCGCCCGACUAUCUCGGCGAAGCGUCCUCCACCGGUGUGACCGAGGACACAUCGGCUGGGUCGAAAAUUGACAGCAGCAGCGGUGCUGCUGGCGGUGAGUGCGACCAGGACCAGCCAAUGUCCUUACUGCAGAACGGUAAUUCGAUGGCAGCAGAGCUGCAGGUAACGUCUUGUACUACCACGACACGAACGUCACCAACACCCUUACCACAGGAAGUGACCUUAGCUCCAGCGGCAGUGGUACAGCCACAACCGCCGGUAGCCGGACCACCGCCCCCGAUGCGCUUGGUGCUGCAGAAAAAGGGCACCAUCUUCAAGAGCCGACCAAUGGUGGGCUCAUCGGACGGUGCCACCGACACGAAGAAGCGGCACGUCUACAAACACAAAUGGGACAACGACCACGGCAACGGUAUGAUGAUGGAUCGCGACGAACAGGGUGCGAUCAUUGCUGGUGGUGGUGGGGGUGGUGCGGUCGGUACCAACGCCGACACUGCUAACAGCUUGGCCGGAUCGGGUGGAACGGUAGCCGGCAGCAAUGCGUCGGGCACGGUCGGUGGCGUCGGUAGUGGCAAAACGGCGGUCGAUCUGACAAGCUUAUGCUACACGUCGGACGGAGGCUGUGGUAUGGAGGGUAUGGAGGGCGCUGAUCUGGAAGGUGGCAGUGCAGGGCUGGUAGGGUCAGCGUCAGGUGGAGCGGGUAUAUCUAGCGCAGCUCAGCUAGAUUACGAUGGCAACUUCUUCGAUAACGAUGGUCCCGCCGCGAUGCCACCUCGUUCGAAACGGUUGAAAACAUUCGCUCCGUGUUCGAAUGCAACCGGUGCGGGUGGAUCGACCGGGCAAGGCGUAGGGAUCGGUAUGGGUGGUGGCAGCGUGGGCGGUGGAGGUGGGGCCGGUUUCGGUUCCGUGCAUUACCACCAUCACAAUAGGAUGCAGGUGAACGCUGGGGACGAGUACGACGGUGGCGUAGCGGACGCGUUCGGCGACGAGCCGAACGGGGGCGACGAUGAGUACGGUGGUGCGGGUGGCAGGACGCGCCAAGCGAAACCAUUCUACACGAUCGUACGUAACGUGAAGAACUCGCACCAGAUGCAGGAGAUUGGCGAGUUUCAGGAAAUGGACGACGAUGUCGACUACAUCCUGAGCGCACUGCACCCCGACAAUCCGAUCUCGACCCGCUGCCUGUCCGCAUUGCAGCUAGCAACCAAGUGCAUGAAGCCGGCGUUCAAGAUGCACGUACGGGCGCACGGUGUGGUGACACGCUUUUUCCGCGCCCUGUCCGACGCCCACGAGGAUCCGAGCCUGGGUCUAUGCACAGCCGCCAUCAUGUACGUGUUUUCGCAGGACAAACUCAACAUGGAUCUGGACCGGGAUUCGCUCGAGCUGAUGCUGAACCUGCUCGACACGGACCACAAGCUGGACGGUACGGCCCAGCAACAGCAGGGCCAGCUGCAGAAGAACCGCCAGCGGGUGAAGGAACUGUGCGAAGAGAUCAAGGGCGCCGGGAAGGGCAAACACAUCGACACGGACCGCGUGACGGCCGGCUCGCUGGCAAUGGAAUCACUGCUCUCGCUCACGUCGCAGCGGGCCGGCGAAUGGUUCAAGGAUGAGCUGCGCAAUUUGGGCGGCAUCGAGCAUCUGAUCAAGACGGUUGCCGAAUGCUACGAACAGGUACCGGGCCGGGCGAGCGACUGGACCGAGCAGGAUGUGGCGAAGCUGCGCAAGAUCGAGCGCUGCCUGCGGGUGCUGAACAACGUCAGCCUGUUCAACUUCCAGAAUCAACGGUUUCUGCUGGAGCACCGGGGCGGACUGCUGGUGCAGAUAUUGGUACGGUUGUACCGGCAGGUGGAUCGGGAUCUGAUGCACUAUCCGACGGACGACGCGACACCAAAGGAAAGCAUCGGCGUGCUGUUACGCGAGCUGCUGCAACCGAUGCUGCAUAUGCUCAUCACACUGACGCACGCAUUCAACGAUGAAGCCCAAGGAGCCCAUCUCGUGGGAAAGCAACCGGAUGUGAUCAACAUCACGAUGCAUCUGUUGCUGCGCAUUUCCGAGUACGUCCCGCAGCGGUGCGUGUUCGAUCUGCAUCUGUUGGCACUAACGCUGCUGCUGCAUCUUGCCCGCCCGAGCCAACACAACUGCCAGCAGGUGCUGAGCUACACGGACAGCGAAACGAAGCGCGGCGGUAUUAAGGCGCUGGUCGAGUACUUUGAGCAGCAGGAAGAGAUGGCUAGUCAUGCGGAAGCGAAAACGAACGCUAUAUUGGAAACUCCGGCGCGAACGGUUGAUGCUGAGGAUGCGGAAACAAAGUUGAUUCAAAAAGCGGAACAUCAUAUGGAGCACACGUACAUGGGCAGUCACGUGUGCAUGCUGAUCUGUCAGCUGGUGAUGGGCGAACCGGGCUACGAGCAGGUUGCGCGGAUGCAUUUGAAAAACAACAACUUCAAGCGUAUGGUCGCCGCACUUACCCGGUACUACGAGUUCCUGAACCUGACGACCAACGCGGACGCCGAGAGUACUGCACACAAGCGGCAAACCAAGGAAGCGAUUGACUAUCUCGGUCAACUGGAUGGCUGUGAAGCGUCCGGUGUCGUACGGCCCGGUACAACCGCCGGUACCGCCGACCCUACUGCUGCCGCAGCCACGUUUUGCGAGUAGUAGGAAAGAUCCGGCAAGGGGUAGAAGAAAUGCUUUGCAGCAGCAGCAGCAGAUGCGCCGAAGAAAGCCUUAUCAUUGCAAGUGUUUUACUUUCUUUUCUAACAACUUGAAGAAUCGAGGGAGAAUCUUAUCCUUUGUCACUCUCUGCGGUUUGUGGUGGUUGAAUGGUGAAUUUAUUUCCAAAACGGACUAGAGAACGGCGGAUUGGCGGAUGGUGACUGUAGGCUGUAAACAAGAAAACUGACUGACUGAACACGUUUCUGUUUUGCUAGUCGCCAUUCAUUCGGGCCUGUUGCGUUGCUUAAUGUUUUAUUCUAUUUGCACCACAAAUGACUCAUUUGACUGUGACUUGACUGUGUUUUGUAACGUAGCAAUGCAACGACUGAACGGCUUGAUGUUUUAAACCCUUUUCCAAUUAGUUUGGGAGGCUUUUGUAACUCUAUACCUCAUCACAAAAAAGGUUGUUGAACGAACGUUUAAUUGGUCCCGAGAAUCGAUUUACGUUUGUGCAGCAAUAUAAUUUAUAAGUAAUUGCAGUGUUGCUUCGAGCUCAUCGAACAAGUCUCCUCAUGCUUCAAUCAAUCCGCGAGAUAACAGCUUUGUACACAGUGUUGGGACUUUUAGCUCUUUGUAAAGAGGAGAGGGCGACUGCUCACUAACAUGAGUGAGAGGUGAAGCCUCCCGGUAGCUCGCCUCACUCACUGAGGGCGAAGAGGCCUCCCGGUAGCACUGGAGCUCACUACCCAACACGAAGCUGUACAGCGCUAUCACGAUCAGCGCCUUGUUAUAAACAUGUGGACACUUGCUGCAUGACCUACCUUGCUACAUACUUACACCUGAGCUGGUUUUAUAGGCAUCACCACUAGCCAAUAACCAUUUUCUAGUCCACCGAUCACUACCACCACAAGGAGUGCGUACCAGCGAUCUGUGUGUGGACACAAAAUCAGGAAGCCUAACACACGGCAGCAUGUACGGUGGUGCAGUGGGCACCAAAAGGGCAAAGCAAAUGAUGCGUACGUACGUGGGGUUGAUUUCAUCGGACAAGCCUGUAAAUAUGUUUAGGUUAAGUUGUGAGCAGAAAUUCACGGAGCAGGACGGACGAGAAGAGUAGCAGAGUACACAGCGAGCUAGUGAGCGGACAACCGGCUGUACAUGUAUAUUACCGAGCGUGUGUGCAUGAGAACAAAGCAAAUGUUGUAAAAAAUUAAAGCACCAGGGCAUGUUCACAAAACCUAACCACUGUGGUAAGCCUUUCAACGGGAGCAGUUUAGCGGCAGGUCAUCGCGUGUUUGGUGUAAUGUUAAACGCGUUGUCAUGUAAUAUACCCACUGAAUACGACUGAAGUGACACGGAGCAGACGAUGGCGGUGAGUCGUCACAUGGAAGAGAUGCGACACUCCCUAUUUUGUAGCGCUAAAUCACGGGGUACGAAGGAAGUAUAGUAGUGUGUGUUAAGGUUUAGCCACCAUGUAUUGCAAUCUCAUAUCCUUCCUCUGCAAACGAUCCUUCCGCAGGUGUGUGCCGAAGAACGGAAGCGAUGCACGAUUGCUGUAUGCGCUAGGAAUGGGGUCGCGUUACUCUUUUCUACACACACACACACACAUCACGGACCUUAAUAAAGUGUAAGAGAGAAACCUGACUUACGUAUAGAAAUUGUAACAG
Messenger RNA from Anopheles stephensi (Asian malaria mosquito), 8199 nucleotides. RefSeq names its product protein wings apart-like (gene wapl). The transcript is spliced from 8 exons. Lineage: Eukaryota; Metazoa; Arthropoda; Insecta; Diptera; Culicidae. Bases 953 to 6538 code for a protein of 1861 amino acids. The record is from RefSeq and is a predicted model, not a curated record. Gene Ontology annotation, biological process: regulation of chromosome condensation.